Molecule: messenger RNA, 1296 nt
Organism: Entamoeba invadens IP1
Lineage: Eukaryota; Evosea; Mastigamoebida; Endamoebidae
Product: serine/threonine protein phosphatase, putative
Exons: 1
Coding region: 1-1296 (431 amino acids)
Cellular component (GO): nucleus; cytosol
Molecular function (GO): protein serine/threonine phosphatase activity
Source: RefSeq, a predicted model, not a curated record
AUGCAGGUACUGGUGAGCCACUUAAUAUCGUUAUUUCUUGGAAUCAGCAUAUUGUGUCUGGGCGUGUUUCAAUUAAUUCAGUGCGACUUUUCGAUGUUGACUGGGUUUGGUAUCAGUCGAAUCUUGUUGUCGCUAACCCUAGUCUUUUUUGGCAUCUUUACAUGCCUCUCACAAUUUCUCAUUACGAUUCCCCCUGUAGAGAAGUCCUGGAAAAAUAUUAUGGUAGAGACCAAUUACACUGGGCCGACUAUUAAAAAGCGAAUAACACACACAUUUGCAGUGGAGUUAUACAAUUACUUCCGAACGGGGAACGGUGUUGCCAAAUUAAACAAACGAGACGUGUAUCGUAUUAUAGAGGAAGGCGUAGCUGUUCUUCAAACCCGAGACAGUCUGACUCGAAUCACCUUGAAACAAGGGGAAAAGAUUACUUUAGUUGGAGAUAUCCAUGGACAAUUCUUUGAUUUGUGUACUAUAUUUCGAGACAAUGGAUUACCGUCAUCGGACAAUCCAUAUCUCUUUAAUGGGGAUCUAGUUGAUCGUGGUAAAUUUUCUGUGGAGAAUGUAUUAGUCCUUUUCAGCUUUAUGAUAUCGAAUCCGGAGAGUGUGUAUAUAGCAAAAGGGAAUCAUGAGACUACGGACGUCAAUUGGGGGUAUGGGUUCCGGUAUGAAGUCUUAUCCAAAUAUGAUAAUGACACUUUCAUGAUGAUGACGACCGCACUCCGAUGGCUGCCAUACGCUCAUUUGAUUAAUAAUAAAGUGUUUAUAGUCCAUGGGGGGUUACCCCCUGUCCAUUUCAAAUUAGAACAAAUUAAUGAUUUAGAGCGGGGAGUCGAUCCCUGUGAAAAUUCAUUUGAGAUGGAACUCUUGUGGAAUGACCCGAUGAUAAAGAAUGGGAGUAAACCAAGUUAUAGAGGGGCUGGUCACUUAUUUGGACCUGAUGUGGUCGAUCGGUUUCUUGAAGAAAACAAACUCGACUUGGUCAUCCGAAGCCAUGAAUUAAAGGCAGAGGGGUUCGACUACUUCGAUAAUAAGAAAAUGAUGACGUUAUUCUCGGCACCUAAUUAUAGCGGAAUUAACCAAAAUAAAGGCGCGUACGUCAAAAUGAAAUGUGCCGAUAAAAUCGAGUUCCAAGUCGUCCAAUUCUCCGCAGCAAAGAAACAACCCGAUAUUAAUUUGGCUCCUAAUGAAACUAUUGAAAUAGUUCAAGAGGAAAUAGAUGGGGAAUCACUGUUUGGAACUCUCGCGUCAUUCUCCGUUAUCUCCCUUCUCAUUUUCGCGAUUGUAAACGCUCUUUAG